CAGUUCGAAGUCGCACUUUCUUCAUCCCGGGAAGAACGGCCGAGAGGAGAGGUCGCCAUGAUCGGCAUCCGGAAUAUUGGCAAAUAUUGGGCGCGUUUGCCGACCCAGGCCGAAGUGCAGGUGUUGCGAACAGCUACCAGAUGUGUAUCCACAUCACAAAAGCUGUUGCAUAUUUCUCCCUCUUCUGUACAAUUAAGUCGCAAGUAUGAACAGCACAUCAAACAUGCUCGGCACUUCCGGACUUCAACAUCAUUCUAUGCGGAAAUUAAGACUGUGGAAGUGCCCCCAUUUGCUGAGUCUAUUACUGAGGGCGACAUCAGGUGGAUGAAGGAAGUGGGAGACUCUGUGGCUGAGGACGAAGCCAUUGCAGAAAUUGAGACUGACAAGACCUCUAUGCCAGUAAACUCCCCAUGUGCUGGAGUGAUUAAAGAAAUCAUGGUAGAAGAUGGAUCCACAGUCAACCCAGGCACUGCCAUUUGUAAAAUUGAAGCUGGUGCUGCUGGUGCUAAGAAGGAAGCUGCCCCUGCUGCAGAAGCUCCUGCAGCAGCAGCUGCUGUUGCAGCUGCAGCCACUGCUACUGCUGCUGCUGCUGCUGCUAAACCUGCACCAGCUGCUGCCCCUCCUCCUGCUGCUCCUGCUGCAGCAGCAGGACCUAUCCCAGCUGCUGCCCCUCCUGCUGCCCCACCUCCAUCUGCACCAAAGUUGUCGAUCCCGGUGGCAGCCAUCAAGCAUUCAUCAUUUAUUCAGCAGGCAGAAGUCAAAGUUCCUCCAGCAGAUUACAGUCAGGAAAUCACUGGAACUCGUACAGAGCAGCGAGUCAAAAUGUCUCGCAUGCGACAGCGCAUUGCUGCUCGUCUCAAGGAGGCACAAAACACUAAUGCAAUGUUGACCACUUUCAAUGAACUGGACAUGAGUAAUAUCAUGGAGCUCCGCAAGAGCAUUGGGGAACAGUUCAAUAAGAAGCACGGCAUCAAGCUUGGUUUCAUGUCGGCGUUUGUGAAGGCCUCGGCUUACGCCCUGACAAAGCAGCCAACAGUCAAUGCUGUGAUUGAAGGAUCGGAAAUUAUCUACAGGGACUACGUAGAUAUUUCAGUUGCUGUGGCUACUCCAAAGGGCCUCGUAGUGCCAGUCCUGCGCAAUGUGGAAGGAAUGAACUACCUGGAUAUUGAGCGAGGCAUUGCAGCACUUGGUGAAAAGGCUCGCACGGGCUCCCUGGCCGUCGAGGAUAUGGAUGGUGGCACCUUCACCAUCAGCAAUGGAGGUGUCUUUGGGUCCCUGUUUGGAACACCCAUCAUCAACCCACCGCAGUCAGCCAUUUUGGGCAUGCACGGAAUCUUCAACAGACCAGUUGCCAAGAACGGACAGGUGGUAAUUAGGCCCAUGAUGUUCAUUGCCCUGACUUACGAUCACCGACUGAUUGAUGGAAGGGAGGCAGUAACAUUCCUGCGCAAGAUCAAGGACGCUGUCGAGGACCCAAGGACUAUGCUGUGCGGACUGUAGGACCAUGGAUGAAUUAUAUAGUUGUGGAAAUAAACUGAGAGCAUUUUUUUGAUGGAAUAAACUCGCCUAUGUAGUACUUGGCUAGAGAUUUAUAUUUGAAGGUAUUUGAUAUAUAAGAAAAAGAAAACACAGUAUCCUGUAUUUUAAUCCUGUGCAUCUCAAUCUUUCAUAGAGCUGGAAUUCAUUUACCUGCACAAUUUUGGAGCUCCAUAAUUAAGUUCCAGAUAUAUUCUAUAUAACCUGCCUGAUGUAAAGAAGGAAUAUAGGGACUUACUUAAAGGGAAACAAAACUAGGCUUCACCACAAUGGGAUGUUGAUUUGCACUCUAUUUUUAUAUAAUUUAUGAUCUGAAGCUCUUUGGUUGAUAAGGGACUCGAAGGGCAGAGUGGUCUGGCCCCAAUAAUCUGUCUUGUGUAAAUAUUGUAAUAUAGAACAGACUUUUAUUGUUAUCACAGUCACAUUUGAAAUACUUCCUCCCACUUCUCUUCACUUUUCUAACCCUCCCACAUUCUCAAAGCUUGCAACAGAUGCUCCUCCCAGUUUGGGUAUUACUGGACAUGAUGAAGGUCCUAUUAAAAAAGGAACAAAAAUUU
Molecule: messenger RNA, 2093 nt
Organism: Penaeus chinensis
Lineage: Eukaryota; Metazoa; Arthropoda; Malacostraca; Decapoda; Penaeidae
Product: dihydrolipoyllysine-residue succinyltransferase component of 2-oxoglutarate dehydrogenase complex, mitochondrial-like
Exons: 10
Coding region: 58-1500 (480 amino acids)
Biological process (GO): tricarboxylic acid cycle
Cellular component (GO): oxoglutarate dehydrogenase complex
Molecular function (GO): dihydrolipoyllysine-residue succinyltransferase activity
Source: RefSeq, a predicted model, not a curated record